Messenger RNA from Vicia villosa (hairy vetch), 1380 nucleotides. Its product is annotated as vascular-related unknown protein 4-like. Lineage: Eukaryota; Viridiplantae; Streptophyta; Magnoliopsida; Fabales; Fabaceae. The transcript is spliced from 3 exons. Gene Ontology annotation, biological process: xylem development. The record is from RefSeq and is a predicted model, not a curated record. The coding region runs from base 79 to 420 and encodes 113 amino acids.
UGUUAGAACUAGUAGCCACCAAACUCAACUAAUUAUAUUACAUCAUAUGUAUUUGUUCAUCUUUGUUGGUUUUUCAAAAUGAGUUCAAUAAGCAAAUCUCCUUCGGAUAACAACAUGAUAAAUUUUGAGUCCUCAGAAGAGAGUAGUUGGACUAAAUACUUUGAGGAUUUCUUUAACAAUGAUCAUAACAAUAUUGAUGGUGAUGAAAAACAAUUAAGUGAUCACAGUGCACAAGGUGGCAUGAAGUAUGUUAAAAGCUUGAGUUUGAAGAAGAGGAAGAAAAUCAAAACUAGUUUGGUUGAUCAUGAUUUGGAAGAUACUGCAAGUUCUCCUAUCAAUAGCCCCAAGGCUUUAUAUAUGAAUCAGAUAUUCAAGGCAAAAGAGAAGGAAGAAAUAGACCAAUUUUAUGAGGUCAUUUGACGCAUCAAUGUGAUUGUAUAUGAACCUGGUGUUGUCAAAGCCUUCAUCCCAUAAAGAGGACAUCUUUUGAAUUUUAGGAGAAGUCGUAGAAGUCGCUCCUUGGGAGGAUUCUGCUAUACUAUUAUCAAAGGAAACUCCUUUUUCCAAGUCUAUAGGAGCGCCCGCCUCCAAAUGGAUAUGAGUCUUCCUUGAGUUGAUUUUGUUCCUUAUCUCUAGGAGAAGUAACGUUGUUUGUGGGAGGAGGUCUCACAACUGAGAAAGGUGUAGCCUGAAUGAUUUUUCUUUUGUUCAAGGGUUUCCUCUUCUUCAGAAUACGAUUCAGCAAACCAAAUGAGACAUUUUCUUUUCUAACAAUGACAUGUGAGCCAUCUUCUUUGCACAAAAAAUCAAAGGUUAACAGGAAAAUAAAUAAGUAGAAUCAAAGGCAAUACAAACAAAACACUCUUACGUAAAUAAGCACCAAUCACUAGUUUAAAAGUCAACAAUCUCCUUCUUCACUUCACUGAGUUUAACUUAGUCUAAACCUAGUACCGACAUAGGUUAUCACGAAUAAUAAAGAGGAAAUUGACGUGGCUCGUCCUCCUAUAAUAUAACAUCAGAAUAAUUGAUGUUACCUGCACUGGAACAAACUUACCCUUCAAAUCCUUGUAAUUCAAAGAUUAGAGGGUGAGUUGCCCUAUCUAAAAAGGAUCUUAGAGAAACUCAACUAACCUUAUCAACCUUAUCUGUCCCAUAAAAACAAAAAAGAAAAUGCCCACAAUAGGCGCGAUCUCGAGGGCGUCAUAGAGGAUCUUGAAAAUCCUCAUGAAGGCCCGACUCUUAGGAUGGAGUUACGAGGAGGCGAUGUUGAUCGCCUUCAAGAUGUCAGCCUUAAAGAUGGAGAAUUGAAUUUUUACUCCCAAGUCGGUUAAAACACCCAUAUACAGACAGAUAUACUAACCCUUAACCCAUUGAGGAUAU